AUGGAUGGCUACUCAAAAACUUCCAUGCCUAUAGUAAAUGAAAAUGAUUUAAAUACUUUACAAACUACGACAACUUCAUCAACUACAAAUACUUCAUCUACAACUUCUUCAACAACAUCAUCCUAUGCAUCAACUACAUGUCAUAAUCCAAAACAUAUUUUCCUAAAUUUUAUAAAUGGGUUUAAACCAUUUGAUUAUUCAAAAUUACCACCAAUAUAUUUAAAUCAUUCAUCAAAAUCAAAUAUAACAGAAGAAACUGAUGAAAUAAAAUUAAUAUCAAGUUUACAAGAUGAAGAAAGUUUACAUUUACAUCCAGCACAUCCAAAUUUUGAUUAUUCAAAAUUUACUCAAUUAGAAAGAGAUGCUUUAAUUACUGCUUCAAGUCCAUUAAGUAAAAGAUUAAAAACAAGACAUAUGACUUUAAUUUCUUUAGGUGCAAGUAUUGGAUCUGGAUUAUUUAUAACUACUGGUUCUUCAUUAUCUCAUGCUGGUCCAUUGGGAUUAUUGUUAGUUUGGUUAUUUAUUGGUUCAUUAAUUUUUGUAACAAUGUCAAGUUUAUCUGAAUUAGCUACAGCAUUUCCUGUAAGUGGUGCAUUUGUUACUUUUCCUACAUUAUUUAUAAAUAAAUCCUUAGGAUUUGCUAUUGCAUGGAAUUAUGCUUUACAAUGGUUAAUUACUAUGCCUUUACAAUUAGUUGCUGCUUCAAUGAGUAUACAAUAUUGGAACACUAGUAUAAACCCUGCUGUUUGGGUAACUAUAUUUUAUAUUGUAUUAGUAUUUAUAAAUUUAUUUGGUAUAAAGGGAUAUGGAGAAAUUGAAAGUGCUUUAAGCUUAAUAAAAGUUAUAAGUGUUAUUGGAUUUAAUUUAUUAGGAAUUAUUAUUGUAACUGGUGGGGUACCUGGAACUUCAUAUAUAGGAGGUAGAAAUUGGCAUAAACCAAAUGGUGGAUUAUUUAAUACUGUUGAACCAUUUAAACAAAUGUGUUUUAUAAUAUCAAAUGCUGCUUUUGCAUUUGCAGGAAUUGAAUUAUUUGCUUUAGCAUCAGUUGAAUCAGCAACACCAAAAUUAUCAAUAAAUAAAUCAAGAAAACAAAUUUUUUAUCAAUUAAUGGGAUUUUAUAUUAUAACUAUUAUAAUGAUUGGAUUUUUAAUACCUUAUACAAGUGAAUCAUUAAGUUCUGCAGGCAGAGGUUUAGCUGAUAUAAAUACUUCACCAUUUGUUAUAGCUAUAAAAUUAGCAAAUAUAAAAGUAUUACCAUCAAUAAUGAAUGCAGUUGUUAUUAUAACUGUUUUAUCAGUUGGUAAUGCUUCAAUUUAUGCAUCAACAAGAGUUUUAAAUGCUAUAGGAGCUUUAGAACAAGGUCCUAAAUUCUUAACAUUUAUAGAUAGAAAAGGAAGACCAAUGGGAUGUUUAAUUAUUCAAUUUUUAUUUGGUUUAUUAGCUUAUUUAAUAUGUAUUCCAGGAAAUAAUACAACAAUAGAAAUAUUUGAUUGGUUAUUAAGUUUAAGUGGUUUAAGUGCUUUAUUUACUUAUUUAUUUAUAAAUAUUUGUGAAAUAAGAUUUAAAAAUGCUUUAAAUCAUAGAGCAAGAAUUCCCAAGGAUGAAUUAUUAUAUGUUUCACCAACUUGGUUAUCAUGGUAUGGAAUUAUAGCUAUUUUAGUGGUGCUAGUAUUACAAUUUUGGGCAGCAUUAUGGCCUCCAGGAGAAGGAGUUGAUGUUCAAUCAUUAUUUAAAAUUUAUUUAGGUUUACCAGUAUUUAUAUUAUGUUAUAUUGGUCAUAAAUUUUAUGAUUAUUAUUAUUUUAAUAUUCCUUUAUUGAAACUUUGGUUAAAUAAUGAUGAAAUUGAUAUUGAUACUGGUAGAAGACAAGUUGAUUUUGAAAUGGUUAAACAAGAAAUUGCUGAAUUAAAUAAUAAAUUAGAAAAUAAACCCUGGUGGUAUAAAUGGUAUAAUUUUUUUUGUUAA
Messenger RNA from Lodderomyces pseudojiufengensis, 1965 nucleotides. It is a transcript of the gene AAP1, whose product is annotated as Aap1p. Lineage: Eukaryota; Fungi; Ascomycota; Pichiomycetes; Serinales; Debaryomycetaceae. Gene Ontology annotation, biological process: amino acid transmembrane transport. Gene Ontology annotation, cellular component: membrane. Bases 1 to 1965 code for a protein of 654 amino acids. The transcript has a single exon. Gene Ontology annotation, molecular function: amino acid transmembrane transporter activity. The record is from RefSeq and is a predicted model, not a curated record.